Messenger RNA from Dufourea novaeangliae, 2109 nucleotides. RefSeq lists its product as uncharacterized. The transcript has 11 exons. Bases 223 to 2109 code for a protein of 628 amino acids. NCBI's taxonomy places the organism in Eukaryota, Metazoa, Arthropoda, Insecta, Hymenoptera, Halictidae. The record is from RefSeq and is a predicted model, not a curated record.
ACACAGUCGGACGUCGGACAGCGUGUGCGACCGUGUGUCAAUAGAAUCUUUUGAAGGGAAAGCAUGUUCUGUCGAAAAAUGUUCGCUUACUGGUUUUUGUUGCUGCGUGGUUUUAUCAGCGACCAUUAAGUCUUGCACGACAUUUUUUACGGCCUUUCAAAAAUUGAUUGAAAAACGUCAAAACAAGUAAUUGAUCGAAGGGGCAUGUUAAAGUAAAUAAAGAUGAGGAUUUUGUCAUGUCGUUUCCAACAUGUCAUAAUAACAGCACUAUUUGUCACUCUGCUAUUCUGUGCUAUCCAAGUUUUCAGAUUGAGCUUCACCGACAAUGAUGUAUCAAACUUGAAUAAAUUAAUACACAUGAAUUGGUUAAUUAAGGAAUCUGAACAAUCUUACAUUAGGGAAGGAGUUGUAGCUUGCAAAUUACCUCAAUUAGAUGUUUCCAAUCCAGAAAUCACAAAAUUCAUCCAUGAUGUUCCUCCUGUAACAUGUAGCCCUGAGAACUGGGUUAUAGUCAAUGGCUCAACACUUGUUAUUAGCAAUGACAUAAAGAAAAAAUAUGGCUGGAUAUCUUGUACUUUUAGUGAAAUUCUUAGAGACGAUGACUACACUGUGUCAUUUAUGACUCCAGUCAAGUCAGAUAAUUACUAUGUAUUAAAACACAGUGAUUUUGUUGAUGUUAAAUGUGAAUCAAAGAACGGGGAAGAGUGGCACAGUAUCAUGGCUGGAGUAAAGGAUGAUCCUCAGGUGAAAGAGAAAAGCAAAUGGGAAAACACUGCGAACAAUAAUCCAAAACUAAAUGUACUUAUGUUUGGGUUUGAUUCAUUGUCACGAAAUACAUUCAUACGUAAAUUGCCAAAGACGUAUCAGUACUUACAGGAAGAUUUAGGUGCUUUAGUUUUAGAAGGAUAUAACAUAGUGGGUGAUGGGACUCCUCAAGCCCUCAUUCCUAUUCUGACUGGAAAAAUUGAACUCGAACUACCAGACACAAGAAAACGUAUGGGACGGAAAGCAAAUUUUGUUAAUGUGUAUCCAAUGAUAUGGAAUCAAUACAAAAAACAAGGAUAUAUCACAGGAUUUAUGGAAGACGUACAUCACAUUGGAACUUUCACAUAUCGUUUGAAAGGAUUUAAGGAACAACCAACUGACCAUUACAUGAGAACUUUCUAUGUAGCUGCAAGUCCAUAUUUUAGGUAUUACAAUAGGCUUUGCAUUGGAAGUAUUCCCCGGCAUAUGGUGAUGUUGAACUAUAUUAAAGAAAUUUUCAAUGUUUACAAACAUCAACCAAAAUUCUUGUUUGGAUUUCAUGGAGAACUUUCACACGAUUCCUACAACGAUAUAGGAGUAGUGGACAAAGACUUGCACAAUUGGAUAAAAGAUUUACACGAACUUGGUUACUUGAAUAACACAGUACUAAUACUGAUGAGUGAUCAUGGACAUAGAUUUGCAGAAAUUCGGAACACCUUACAGGGUAAACAAGAAGAGAGACUUCCAUUCUUUUCCUUUAUCUUUCCUCCGUGGUUUAAAAAGACUUAUCCAAAAGCAUACACGAACUUUUUGCAUAAUACUCAUUACUUAACAACACCGUUUGAUGUACAUAAAACACUAGAAAAUUUAUUGAAUUUUGAAACUCCAAAAGACGGGGAUCGUCACCAAAAAGCAAUUAGUUUAUUCGAUAAGAUACCAUUAGAAAGAACAUGUGCAGACGCAUGUAUAGAACCACAUUGGUGUGCUUGCCUUAGUUGGCAAGAAAUUUCAAUUGAAGAUGCCAAUGUAAUUGCUGCAGCCAAAUACUUUGUACACUUUCUUAACGAUUAUACAAAGGAAUACCGCCGUAUUUGUGCACAGUUGCAAUUAAAGGAAAUAUUAUGGGCUGCUAAACUUAUACCGAAUGAAGGUUUAUUAAAAUUUCAAAAAUCGGGAGAUCAAGAUGGUUUUUUAGGGGACUUUAGUGCAAAAACAAAACUAACCACUAAAAUUUAUCAACUGAAAGUAAAGACAGAACCAGGAAAUGGAUUGUUUGAAGUGAGCAUUACCUAUAAUAUAAGGAAAAAUACUUUUUCAACCAAAUAUUGUGUACAUUAUUUAGUCAGAGAUGAUGAAAUUUCAUAA